Molecule: messenger RNA, 519 nt
Organism: Onychostruthus taczanowskii (white-rumped snowfinch)
Lineage: Eukaryota; Metazoa; Chordata; Aves; Passeriformes; Passeridae
Product: complement C1q-like protein 4
Exons: 1
Molecular function (GO): protein binding
Source: RefSeq, a predicted model, not a curated record
GCCAUGCUGCUGGUGCUGCUGGUGGCCAUCCCGCUGCUCGUGCACGGCUCCAAGGCGGCCGCGCACUACGAGAUGCUGGGCAGCUGCCGCAUGGUCUGCGACCCCUACCCCGAGCUGCCCCCCGCCUCCCCGCCGCCCUUCCUGCCCGGGGCCAAGGGCGAGCCGGGCCGCAAGGGCCGCGCCGGUCUCCGCGGGCCACCGGGACCACCGGGACCGCGGGGACCUCCGGGAGAACCGGGCCGGCCGGGCCCUCCGGGACCUCCGGGACCGGGGCCGGGCGGCUACAUCCCGUCCUUCUACAGCCCCAAAAUCGCUUUUUACGCCGGCCUGAGGAAGCCGCACGAGGGCUACGAAGUGCUGCGCUUCGACGACGUGGUGACCAACGUGGGCAACUACUACGAGCCCUCGAGCGGCAAAUUCACCUGCCCCCUGCCCGGCAUCUACUUCUUCACCUACCACGUCCUGAUGCGCGGCGGGGACGGCACCAGCAUGUGGGCCGACCUGAUGAAGAACGGGCAG